Messenger RNA from Exserohilum turcica Et28A, 2142 nucleotides. RefSeq lists its product as uncharacterized. Lineage: Eukaryota; Fungi; Ascomycota; Dothideomycetes; Pleosporales; Pleosporaceae. The record is from RefSeq and is a predicted model, not a curated record. Gene Ontology annotation, molecular function: dynein light chain binding; dynein heavy chain binding. Gene Ontology annotation, cellular component: cytoplasmic dynein complex. The transcript is spliced from 3 exons. Gene Ontology annotation, biological process: transport along microtubule. Bases 1 to 2142 code for a protein of 713 amino acids.
AUGGAGUCCACAAUGCAGCAGCGGCGGGAUGAGAUCCUUGCGAAGAAGGCCAAGCUCGCCGAGCUGAAGCGCCAGCGCGAACUCAGGAAGGCGGAGACGGCGAGCAGACAGUCGCUGACUGGCAGCCCCCUUGGAGAAGUCCUCUCACCAACACCAAGGCGAAGCGAAGACCUUGACCGGCGAGCCGACGUCAACACCCUCAUUAAUAGUAUUCUGGGGGAGAGCAGGCCGGGGUCGACGGGCCCUGGGUCGCCCGCCGGCGCAGGACGAGCAACGCGGCCGACGUCAGUGGUCAGCGCAAGCCAGCUGAGCAGCGAUGAAGGGUCCGCGGGCUUUCCGCCAUCGACUGGCAUGAUUGACCGCGAGAUGCAGACGCUUUCCAUCGGCCCGCUGGCCACAGUCUACGAGAUCGACGGCCAAGUCACAAACGAGGUCAAGAAGGAGAAGGAGAUUAUAACCUACAGCAAGGGCGUACAGGCAAGCAUAGAUUGGAGCCCCUCAAAGGACCGUGGCAUAGGCGGCACCGACAGCGAGCGCGACGAGAGCCCCACGCGGUCACCAAAGAGCAAGAGGCUGAGCCGGAGACAAAAGGAGCGGGACGAGGAGAUUCGCACCCAGCUGCGAAAGGAGAUUGAGGAGGAGAUCAAGGCUCUCCAGCAGGCGCCGCAGGAAGGCGCGCCACAAGCGGGAUCAGAAGAGAACUUUCCGUUCAAGACGCUGACCAACGAGGAAUUGAUGGCUGUGGAGAACUCGGAGGAAUUCAUCGGCUUUGUAGAGCGGAGCACAAAGGUCCUGGAGCGAGCCCUCGAUCAACAACUAGAAUAUGAUAUCCUCGCCGACUACGCACAGGGGGGUGUGGACGCGGAUGACUCGGAUGAGGGCUAUGGCUCAAGCGGAGGCAAGAAGGGGAGACGGAUAAAGGAAGUUGCGCAGUUCUGGGACGAGCGAUGGAGCAAGAAGAGGAUGAUUUCCGAUCUGGGCUUCUCGACAAAGUUCCCAGAGCUUGUCCUUGCCUCGUACACCAAGAACCCAUCCGCUCCCCACGACCCCGACGGCCUCGUCCAAGUGUGGAAUCUGCACAUGCACGACCGCCCUGAAUACAUAUUCCACGCUCAGUCUGAUAUCCUCACCGCAAAGUUCUCUCCGUUCCAUCCGAAUCUCAUUGUAGGCGGCGCUUAUUCGGGUCAAGUCCUGCUGUGGGAUACCCGUGCAAAGUCGGCGCCUGUACAAAAGACGCCCCUCACAGGAUCUGGCCACACACAUCCAGUCUACUCACUAGAUAUCGUCGGUACACAGAACGCAAACAACAUCAUCUCUUGCUCCACAGAUGGUGUUGUAUGUGGCUGGACAGUCGACAUGCUUUCGCAACCACAAGAGUUCCUCGAACUAACAUCACCCCCACCGGCAAAGACGGACGACAUGGCAGUAACCAGCAUUGCUUUCCCGCAGUCUGAUCCGACAUAUUUCCUUGCCGGCACAGAAGAGGGCUCCAUCUACCCUUGCCAUCGGUACGACCGUGCGGGUGCAAAGGCCGGUGUAGACGGCCGUGUGAAAUACGCUGGCCAUGCAGCGCCAGUCAUGAGCCUCGACUUUCACCCGGCAAAGGGCCAGAUCGAUCUUGGCGAUCUUGUCCUGUCAUCCAGUGUCGACUGGAGCGUCAAGCUGUGGAAAGUCCGGCCUCCGGCUGCGACAGGCGCAACAAACGUGACACUACCUGGUGCUGCACAACAAGUCACGCCUGUCCUAGACAUUGCGCGCGAAGAUCUCGUCUAUGAUGUCCGGUGGUCACCUGUCAAGCCUUCGGUCUUUGCUCUCGUCGACGGAGCAGGUAGUUUGGAAGUUUGGGACAUUAAUGUUGACGUUGAAGUCCCUGUGCAGUCUGUCAAGCCUAGCGAUGGCAAGAGGGGUGCAUUCACAAACAUGCCGACAGGCUUGGGCUACAUGAACCGAAGUCUCAACAAGCUAGCAUGGGAGAAGAACGAGGGCCGGAGGGUAGCCGUCGGUGGCAUGGAUGGCGUCGUCACCAUCUUCGAGGUGGGCGAUGAUCUGGGAGGCGUACAGACACGAAGCGAGGAAUGGAGCGGCGUUAAGAGGCUGGUAAACCGCCUUGAGGGUCACGGUGACGGUGUCAACGGGAAAUAA